Molecule: messenger RNA, 1872 nt
Organism: Haemonchus placei
Lineage: Eukaryota; Metazoa; Nematoda; Chromadorea; Rhabditida; Trichostrongylidae
Source: the annotation of a GenBank genome assembly
AUGGCAGCUACAGAGACUACUCGUCAUUUCCAGAUCGAGCUCGAUACAUCAGUGUUCACUGAUCUCUAUUUGCACGGUCCGAAUACGCCUGAAGUCAUUACUGUCGAAGUGCGAAUCUACGGAAGAAAGAAGGCUUAUUGGCUAGGACGGGCACAUUACGACGACAUCGAUAUCGGAAGGAGGAGAUUUUACGAUGAUGACAUCGGUAGGCGAGGACCCUUUGAUCGAGGUUUCGAAGAUUACCGUAUGCGAUCAAUAAGAAUAGAGUAUCCAGGAUUUCCAGUACGAGAAGAAGACUGGCGUUCAUCAAGUCUCGAUCGUCAUAGGGAGUUCAUCAACGAGACAUGGCGUCGAUCGCCAUCUCCACGCAGACCAACAGUAUCUCGUCACCGCUCUCCUUCUCAACACUCACAAGAGAGAAGGCAUACGCGCAAAGAUCACUCGGUUAAAGAGAGACACUCUCGUGAAAAAAGCACGUUUUCGCGAGAAUCUGAUCCAGUGGUGAAGGGAUCUAUUGCAAAUCUCAACGAGGAUGAACUAGAAAAAGCUGCGCGCCUUCAACUUCAAUUGAUGGCAGAAAUGGAGAGUAAGGAUAGCAAAGAGGAUUCCAAAAACAUGGAGAGUGAGGAUAAAAAAGAGGAUUCCAAAACCAAAGGAGAUAACAGUGCCAAGAAAGACGGAGCUAAAAAAGAAGCGAAAGCUGUUGAAUCUUCGGAGAAAGCUGAGAGCACAAAAGAGCCAAACGGCAACGUUGCCGCCCCAAGUCAACAGAAAAUCAAUCCGCCUGAAACGGACUCUCAUUCGAGGGCGGUGCAACCAAAAGAGAGCGACAACAAACUGCCAAGCCAUGACGGAAAACCCUCUAAAACGGGUCAUAGGGAAAUAAUUGUUCUGAAAAAGAAGUUUGAGGAUAUUCAUAAGCUUCCGACAACUAAGCCCAUUGGGGCAAGCUGGAUCGAGGAAUACAAGAAGACUGUCAAUAAAAGAAAACAGGAGAUAUCUUCUGGUUUACCCGUGCCAGCUGCUCGUCCGCCUUCACCAGUACGUCACGACAUUCAACGAGGAAUUGACCCUCGGGUUCCUCCUCGUCUUCCAGACUAUCGAUUGGAGGCGUCUUCCACCCUAGGAAACCGUCCUGCAAUGCGUGAAUAUUUUCAAGAUCCGAAAACUACUUCUAGAGACAACCGCCCUGCAGUUCGUGAAUAUUUUCAAGAUCCGAAAAUUGCUCCUAGAGAUAACCGCCCUGCAGUCCGUGAAUAUUUUCAAGAUCUGAAAACUGCUUCUAGAGACAGGGCAAUUGAAUAUGCUAGAGAAGUUGCUCGGAGAUCACACAUCCCACUUGAUCCGAAGCAGUUCAUUGAAGAACUCAGCGAUAGUGAAGACUGGGAUGAGGUAGCUGAGCUGGUUAAUCAGCCCCCGACCCUCAAAAGACCAGCUGCAGUGGAAAUUGAGAGGCCUGUGAAGCGCGGCUUACUUGGUACUGCACCUCCACGUGUGAGCAGGUUGCCUCAGAAUGGAUCUCCGAUAGGGAGUGGCGGAUCUCGUCCACCUGGGUUCAUCCCGCCGCCGACGGUAGCCGCGAAGACGCUGUCAUCUGCUCAUCCUCGUCCUUCAUUGGAAGAGAAAUCCUUUUUCCGCAUGGAGUAUCCGAGUGUUACGCCAGGAAUCUAUCAUAGUCGAGCUGCGGAGGAGAAAGAAGAAUCGGAUGAACCAGCUGGACCUCCACAGGCAAAAAUCGCACCGCCUAAGCCAGUAUUUCAUGAGCACGGCAAUCCCAAUAGUUGGCGCCGUGAGCACGCUCAUCCUGUACCGUUGGACCCCAUGACGAAGUAUGGUGGAGUAGAGUCGAAACAUGGCGGAUACUUCGAUUAG